Camarhynchus parvulus is the source of this 759-nucleotide messenger RNA. Its product is annotated as histone H1. The transcript has a single exon. The record is from RefSeq and is a predicted model, not a curated record. Lineage: Eukaryota; Metazoa; Chordata; Aves; Passeriformes; Thraupidae. Gene Ontology annotation, cellular component: nucleosome. Gene Ontology annotation, molecular function: DNA binding; structural constituent of chromatin. Bases 34 to 690 code for a protein of 218 amino acids. Gene Ontology annotation, biological process: nucleosome assembly.
GUGCUUUGCCCGGCUCCGGACCCGGCCGGCACCAUGUCCGAGACCGCGCCCGUCGCCGCUCCCGCCGUUUCCGCUCCCGGCGCCAAGGCCGCCGCCAAGAAGCCGAAGAAGGCGGCGAGCGGCUCCAAAGCCCGCAAGCCCGCGGGGCCCAGCGUCACCGAGCUGAUCACCAAGGCCGUGUCCGCCUCCAAGGAGCGCAAGGGGCUCUCGCUCGCCGCGCUCAAGAAGGCGCUGGCCGCCGGCGGCUACGAUGUGGAGAAGAACAACAGCCGCAUCAAGCUGGGGCUCAAGAGCCUCGUCAGCAAGGGCACCCUGGUGCAGACCAAGGGCACCGGCGCCUCCGGCUCCUUCAAGCUGAAUAAGAAGCCGGGGGAGACAAAAGAAAAGGCGACUAAGAAGAAGCCCGCAGGCAAGCCCAAGAAGCCGGCGGCGAAGAAGCCCGCCAGCGCUGCCAAGAAGCCCAAGAAAGCGGCGGCCGUGAAGAAGAGCCCCAAGAAGGCGAAGAAGCCUGCGGCUGCAGCGGCCAAGAAAGCGGCCAAGAGCCCCAAGAAAGCCGCCAAGGCCGGGCGCCCCAAGAAGGCGGCCAAGAGCCCGGCUAAGGCAAAGGCCGUGAAGCCCAAAGCGGCCAAGCCCAAGGCAGCCAAACCCAAAGCGGCCAAGGCGAAGAAGGCGGCGCCCAAAAAGAAGUAAGGUGCCUGAGAGAAAUUGAGAGUCUACUCAUCUAAAUAAACCCAAAGGCUCUUUUAAGAGCCACCCACU